AUGCUGCAUAUGCUACUAGGAGGUGGACGUAGGUGCUUAAAGGAUAGAACCAGAAUGGAGCUCAGCCAAGGUGAAAUUGUGGCCAUCAAGAGCAUCAGCAAAGAUAAGCUUAGGGAUGAGGAGGCAUUGCAGAUGGAGGUAGAGUUUCUGAAGCUGUCGGAUCAUCCCAACACUGUGAGAUACUACGAAACCUUUGAGGAUGCAAAAGACAUCCACCUGGUCAUGGAGCUCUGCUCCGGCGGCUCGCUGGCCCAGUACAUCGAGAGCGCCCAUGACUCUUACGGGCCAGGCGUGUCCGAGGAUGAGCUUGCGCGAAUUGCCGUGCAGAUCUUGCAGGGCAUCGCUUACUGCCAUGCUCAUUCGGUGGCCCACAGGGACAUCAAACCUCAGAAUUUGCUGUUCAGCUGCGGGGAGCCGGCUUCAGGAAGUGCCAUACCAAUCGCCUGUUCUGGUCAUGGGGAUGCACCCCUGAAGCUGGUGGACUUUGGUAUCGCUGGGGUGGUGAGGAAUGACCGCCCCGAGAAGCGACUCCUAACAAAGUGUGCUGGCACAGUGGGUUACAUGGCCCCGGAGGUGUUUGGUGCGAAGCCCUACGACGGAAGAUCAGCCGACAUUUUUUCCAUUGGUGCCGUCAUGCAUCAUAUGAUUGUUGGUUUACCGCCGAGCUGGAAAUCUGCGAAGAACGCUUAUGAUUUUCCUGGGCGGCUUCGUUAUGAAAAGUUGUCCGAAGACUGCCGGUCGCUUUUAGAGCACUUGCUCCAUGAUGAGCCGGAAAUGCGACCCACGGCCGCAGAGGCCAUCCGGCAUUCUUGGUUCGACAACAGAGGAGUUCAUCUGCAAAAUGGGUGUGGGGAUGCUGAAAUGGCUUCACUACUCGAGCAAUGCUUCAGGAGGAUGCACCGUUUUUCGCAACGAACGCAGCUGCAGAAAACCGUCAUGUACAGCAUGGUGGCGUUCGCACCUUUGCACAACCACCAUAUGGAGCAGCUUCGUGCUGCGUUUCUGUUCGCAGAUCGAGGCACAGCUGCAGGGGUGAGCUGCUUCGAGUUUGUGGAGCUGGGAAGGAAGUACAGCUCCUUCACUUCUGCUCAGUUGCGCCAGAUCUUUGCCACCGCAAAUGUUUCCAAGACUGGGAAGCUGUCUUACUGUGAGUGGUUGACUGCCUCUGCAGAUGAUCAGUGGUACAGGAUCAAGGAGCAUGCAGAGAGGGCGUUUGACACCCUCGAUGUGAAAAGAAGCGGCUGUCUGCGUGCGUGCGACUUGAGCAAGUUGCUGCCGAAGGUGUUCGAUCUCCAGGAGAUCGAAGAGGAGAUCAUAGGGAUGUGCUCCAAAGGUGAGGGCAAUCUCCGCUUUGAGCAGUUUGUGGCUUGCGCCGUCUCCUCUGAUUUCUACUAG
This is a messenger RNA of Symbiodinium natans, 1395 nucleotides long. The record is from the annotation of a GenBank genome assembly. Lineage: Eukaryota; Dinophyceae; Suessiales; Symbiodiniaceae.